Solea senegalensis (Senegalese sole) is the source of this 4108-nucleotide messenger RNA. Its product is annotated as serine/threonine-protein kinase N1-like. Lineage: Eukaryota; Metazoa; Chordata; Actinopteri; Pleuronectiformes; Soleidae. The coding region runs from base 162 to 3170 and encodes 1002 amino acids. The record is from RefSeq and is a predicted model, not a curated record. Gene Ontology annotation, molecular function: ATP binding; small GTPase binding; protein serine/threonine kinase activity. The transcript has 23 exons. Gene Ontology annotation, biological process: protein phosphorylation; signal transduction.
UAAUCUAGUCAGCACAGUUUUAGCACCUGCUGCUUGUGACAGACUCGUCUGAUGAGAGGCUUUUGCUUCUAUAGGCAUCACUCCAGCUUUAAGUUGUGAUAGAUUUCAGCUAAUAAUGAGAGCAGAUCCAUAUAUGUGAAGGAGACUGACAGUAUGGAUGUAUGGGGGCUGCUAUCUCUGCAGCCACCGCUCCAUGUUACGCAGGAAGCAUCGAGAGGCAAAGCAGCUCGGGGACAGAGGGGAAGGAGGGGCCCCGCGUGAGUGAAGCCAGCAGGAGGCCGAACAUGGCCAGUGAGGACGUACUGGAGGACCUGCCAGAGGAUCUAGCAGUUGAUUCCCCGCUGGCUGCUGAGCAGAAUGACACAGAGUCUUCGAGCGACCCAGGCGGGCUGUCCGUGCUCCAGCAGCUCGGUCUGGACCAGAACUCGGACUUCUCGGACUCGAGCGUGCAGCAGCGGCUGGACGAGCACCGCGAGAGGAUCCGCAGAGAGAUCCGCAAGGAGCUGAAGAUCAAGGAGGGCGCCGAGAAUCUGCGCCGGGCCACGACCGACAAGAGGAACGCCCAGCAGGUGGACUCGCAGCUCCGCAGCUCCACACGCAAGCUGGAGUCCCUUCACACUCAGCUGCAGGAGCUGGACGCUCACAUUGUGGUCAAAGGCCCAGAUGACAGCAAAGAUGCCCCUAACUCUCCGGGGUCAGUGGGUCGGACGUCGGCCACUCAGCACCGCAUUGCAGCUCUGGAGCGGCAGCUGAACAUUGAGCUGAAGGUCAAACAGGGAGCAGAAAACAUGAUCCCAAUCUAUAUGAACGGAGGUACCAAGGACAAGAAGCUCCUCCAGACAGCUCAGCAGAUGCUGCAGGACAGCAAGACAAAGAUCGACAUCAUCCGCAUGCAGAUCCGAAAGGCCAUGCAGGCCACAGAGCAGUCCGAGGACGGCCAAAGUAAACCGGACAUGUGUGGCGUGGAGCUCCGUGUGGAGGAGCUGUGGCACCACUACCGCGUGGAGCACGCCAUGGCCGAGGGAGCCAAGAACAUGCUGCGACUGCUGGGCGCAGGAAAGGUCCAGGACAAGAAAGCCAUGGCUGAGGCCCAGUGUGGUCUGAGCGAGUCGUCCCAGCGUCUGGACCUGCUCAGGUGCUCUCUGGAGCAGAGGCUGCAGGAGCUCCCCGAGGAUCACCCCAAGGCCUGCCUCAUCAAGGAGGAGCUGGUGCUGGCGUCGUCCUCGGCGUUCAGCUCGCGCCACAGCACCCCGUAUGUCCAUAACCAGUACAGCACCCUGAGCAAACCCUCUCCUCUCACAGGCUCUCUUCAGGUGCGUCUCCUGGGCUGUAUGGGGCUGCUGGAGGUCAUCCCGGGACGCAGCAGAGGGACGCCAGUGGUUCUUCCCUCUCACUCGGUGGGAGAUGGACGCUCCUCCUUCAAAUUGAGUGGCCUCUACAGCCGCAGCACCAGCAGCAUGAGCCUCAAGAUCCCCGGCAAGACAGACGAGCUCUCCUCGGAGGUGAGCGCAGUAUUGAAGCUGGAGAACACAGUAGUGGGUCAGACAGCUUGGAGGACUGUUGGAGAACAGGCCUGGGAUCAAACCUUCACUGUCGAACUGGAGAGGUCCAGAGAGAUGGAGAUCGCGGUGUACUGGAGAGAUUACCGCUCCCUGUGUGCUCUCAAGUACCUGAAGCUGGAGGAGUUUUUGGACAACCAGAGACACAGAGUCCAGUUAGAGCUGGAGCCUCAGGGGCUGCUGCUGGCUGAGGUGAUUUUCUUCAACCCGGUGAUAGAGCGAGGCCGUCGACUCCAGAGGCAGAAGAAAGUUUUCUCGAAACAGCACGGUAAAGCUUUCCUCCGAGCUCGCCAGAUGAACGUGGACAUCGCGACUUGGGUCCGUCUGUUGAGGAACGCCAUCCCCAGUGGAAGCAACGCGCCUGCCUACACGCCGAGUUUCACGAGCAACACGCUCACACACAGCACAGGGGAAAUCUCUGUGGAGAAGCUGAAUCUGGGCAGCGACUCGCCUCCCAAACCUGAGGUCAGGAGAGACGUGGUGGAUGCACCUGCUCCUCUGGAGCAGACGCCGGUCAUCGAGCCCCCAACCACACCGGGUGUCCCUGUUCACGAGCAGCCGACCAGAUCCUUGUCCCAGAACUCUUUACCCAGACCCAGCAGAGGCCCACUUUGUCUGCAGGACUUCAGGCUGAUGGCGGUGCUGGGCAGAGGCCACUUUGGAAAGGUGUUGCUGUCAGAGUACAAGAGGACGAGCAGCCUUUACGCCAUCAAAGCGCUGAAGAAGGGAGACAUUGUAGCGCGGGAUGAAGUGGAAAGUCUGAUGUGUGAGAAGCGGAUCUUUGAGACUGUCAACGGCUCCCACCAUCCCUUCCUGGUCAACCUGUUUGCAUGUUUCCAGACACCAGAACAUGUUUGUUUUGUCAUGGAGUACACGGCAGGAGGAGACCUCAUGAUGCACAUACAUGCUGACGUCUUUUCUGAGCCACGCGCUGUGUUUUAUUCAGCUUGUGUGGUGUUGGGUCUGCAGUUCCUCCACGACCAUAACAUAGUUUAUCGGGAUCUUAAACUGGACAACCUGCUGCUCGAUACAGACGGUUUUGUGAAGAUAGCAGACUUUGGUCUUUGUAAAGAAGGCAUGGGUUUUGGGGACAGGACCAGCACCUUCUGUGGAACUCCCGAGUUUCUGGCCCCAGAAGUGCUGACCGACACGUCCUACACCAGAGCUGUAGACUGGUGGGGGCUCGGGGUCCUCGUCUAUGAGAUGCUGGUUGGAGAGUCCCCAUUCCCUGGUGAUGACGAGGAGGAGGUGUUUGACAGCAUAGUGAACGAUGAAGUGCGAUACCCUCGCUUUCUCUCCACCGAAGCCAUUGGCAUCAUGAGACGGUUGUUGAGAAGGAAUCCUGAGCGACGUCUGGGCUCUGGAGAAAAAGAUGCUGAAGACGUGAAAAAGCAGCCUUUUUUCAGGGGAAUGGACUGGGAGGCGCUGCUUCAGAGGAAAGCCACGCCACCGUUUGUGCCGUCCAUCGGAGGCAAAGAAGACGUCAGCAAUUUUGACACCGAGUUCACAGCCGAGCCUCCUGCCCUCACACCGCCCCGCGAACGCCGCACACUCUCCCGCAAGGAACAGGACUUCUUCAAAGACUUUGAUUACAUCUCCGACCUCUGUUAAGGUCAGGGGUCAAAAGGGUUUUCAGCUGCCCACUGCCGGCCACAGACUCUGAAAAGGGAGACUGAGACGGAAAGUAAAGGCCAAGUCUGUCCUGUGAAGACAGAGAAGAACUUGAAGGAGACGAGAGGCGAAGAAUCGCUCUCUCGCCGUGACCUUUUUCUCUCUCUCUCUCUCUCUCUCUCUGCGUUUGUGAGGCAGAGCGUGUGUGAACAGAGAUCAGUGGAGUGUGAUGGCGUGUAGCACUCACACGCAGUGUCAUGGAUCUGCUGACAUCCAGAUUAUCUGGAGUGGCUUUUAGAGGAGGAGGAAGUAGCGGUGAUGACAGAAGAUAAUCCAGAUUAUGUAACAAAUGGAAGUUGAAAUGAUGGAUCCUGUUGUUUGUCCUGCCUGGCAACACAGCGACACAUAAAGAGGAAAAAGAAAGAAUCUGUGAUUGUACUCGAGCUUAAAGAGCCUCAAAAUCACAGGAAGAAGCGAUAAUUCUGACAGGACGCGGUUUCUCUCUUCUUCCUGGACUUUCUCUAAUCUCUUGUCCCUUUAUCUCUGCUGUUUGUUGCUGCCAUGGUUGUGUGUGUGUGUGUUUGACUGUGUUCAGUGUCCUUGCAUCUGUCAUGAACGUAUACAUGUCAGCUGCAAUCGUGCACCACCUGCAAAUGAACACAUGGGGGAGCCAGAGGAGGGGAGAGCCCUUUCGUGAUGGAGAGGUAAAGAGUGUGGGGGUUCAGAGAGGGAGGGCAGCUGGGUGCUGUUGGUGUCUUUCUCUCGUCUCCUGUCUGUCUUUCAGUACAACACUGAGUUUUAACUACGAUCACUCUUUUACAGAUUUUGUUCGGCUUUUGUGAUUUUUAUUUUGGUUUUUUCUUGUUUUAUUGUUUUCGUCUGUUUAUUCCUUUGUCAUUUGCUGGUGAAACUGUGACUCAGUAAAGAUGUGAACCCAA